GGCUUUUAUUAGUGACAACUAUCGCAAAGAAUAAAAUGAUUGGUUAUAAAAUAUUCCAGGGAUUCGUUGAUUUUGAUUUACAUUCAUUUUUUUUCUUGGUGUUAUUAACAUUGAUUGAGAAAGAAUAAUGUCAUUAUAAAUAUCAUUCUCUAACGAUUCCAAUCUUUUUUGUAUAUAUUAGUAUUCUAUUCCAAAUGAAUAACGUAAAGAAAUCAUAUACAUAUAUACAUAUAUUAGAUUAAUUUAUUUUUAGGAUUCAAAUACAAUGAUUCUUAAUCAACAAUGGGUUCAAUUAAUUGAAUAUUGUUCAUAUAAAUGUAAUUAUUCAGAUAGUAUUACAAAAGAUAUUGGUAUUGAAAAAUUAUGUCAAGCAACAGAUAUUCAUUUUGGUGAUAAAGAUAAAAAUCAUAAUGAAUGGAUUUUAUCAAAUAAUAAUCGAAAAGAAUAUUUAAUUGUUUCAUUUCAAACACCAAUAUUUAUUAAUGAAAUACAUAUUUAUGAAAGUCUUAAUCCCGGUAGUAUUGUUCAAUUGGAUAUAUUUGAAUGUCAAAGAAGUACGAUUAUAGAAAUUUUAGUUUAA
This is a messenger RNA of Rotaria sordida, 580 nucleotides long. NCBI's taxonomy places the organism in Eukaryota, Metazoa, Rotifera, Eurotatoria, Philodinida, Philodinidae. The record is from the annotation of a GenBank genome assembly.